AUGGUGUCGAUAGACAUUUCAGAUGAUGAUUUUGUGUACGAAGAGGAGUGUCAGCGAAAUCCACACUCCGUCCAGACCUGGCUCCGGUACAUUGAGCACAAGCAGGAUGGAGGUUUUGAAGGAUUGAACAUGAUUUACGAGCGAGCUUUGAAGCAACUUCCUGGAUCAUACAAGCUCUGGUACAAGUAUCUCCGCGAACGAAGAAGACAAUGCAAGGGCCUUUCCAUCCAGCAUCCCUCGUAUGAAGACGCAAAUAACGCUCACGAGCGCGCCCUGGUCUUCAUGCACAAAAUGCCUCGAAUCUGGAUCGACUACGGCGAGUGGUUAAUGCGACAAGAAUACGUCACUAGAACUCGACGAACAUUUGACAGGGCUCUUCGAGCGCUCCCCGUGACUCAGCACAAUCGAAUCUGGAUGGUCUACAUUAAAUUCUUGAAAAGACAUGACAUCACCGAAACCGCGGUUAGAUGCUUCAGACGAUUUGUGAAGCUCUCGCCCGAAUGCAUUGAGGAAUUUAUUGACUACCUGCUCAAGAACGAUCGAAUGGAUGAAGCUGCGAGAUAUCUUUCAGACAUCGUGAACGACGACAAUUUCAACUCCCGCAACGGUAAAUCGAAGCACCAGCUGUGGCAAGAGCUCUGCGAUCUGAUCGCAAAACAUCCUGACGAGAUCAAGGGAUUGAACGCCGAUGCGAUCAUUCGUUCCGGCUUUAGAAAGUUUACAGAUCAAGUUGGGGAACAAUGGUGUCUCUUGGCCGACUAUUACAUCCGACAGGCGUUGUUUGAGAAAGCCAGAGAUGUUUAUGAAGAAGGAAUUCAGAGUGUUAAGACUGUUAGAGAUUUUACGCAGAUUUUUGAUGCGUUUGCGGCGUUUGAGGAAGAACUGAUUUCUAACUCUAUGCAGGACGUAACCGAUGAAGAUGAACUAGAAAUGCAGCUUGCUCGUUUCGAAGACCUCCUUGAGCGACGACCCUUCCUGGUCAAUUCCGUUCUUCUUCGCCAAAACCCCCACAAUGUCCACGAGUGGCUUAAGCGAGCCGAGCUUUACAAAGAAAAACCUCGUCAGUGCAUCAAUACAUUUACCGAAGCUCUUCAAACUGUCGAUCCGAUGAAAGCAGUCGGCAAGCUUUACAAGUUGUGGGUCGCGUUCGCCAAGUUCUACGAAGAAAACGACCAGAUCGACGAUGCUCGGACGAUUUUCGAGAAAGCGGCGAAGGUGCAGUUCCGAUCUGUGGACGAUUUGGCCGCUGUCUGGUGCGAAUACGCCGAGAUGGAACUCCGUCAAGAGCACUACGAUGGUGCUUUGAGCCUCAUGCGACGAAGCACCGCAAUUCCGAAGAAGCGAGCGAAGUACUUUGACAAUUCCGAGCCCGUGCAAAACCGUGUCUACAGAAGUUUGAAGCUCUGGUCUAUGUACGCUGAUUUAGAGGAGAGUUUUGGCAACUUCAGCAGCACAAAGCAAGUGUACGAAAGAAUAAUUGAUUUGAAAAUUGCAACGCCGCAGAUUAUCCUCAACUUUGCCUUGUUCUUGGAAGAAAAUCAGUAUUUCGAGGAGUCUUUUAAAGCGUACGAGCGAGGUGUGGAACUCUUUACUUGGCCUCAUGUUUUCGACAUUUGGCAGACGUAUCUUGUCAAGUUCCUCGAUCGCUUCAAAGGAAGCAAGUUGGAGCGCGCGCGAGAUUUGUUCGAGCAAUGUAUUCAAGGAAUGCCGACAGAGUUCUCGAAGAAGAUCUUUUUGCUCUACGCAAAGUUGGAGGAAGAACAUGGGUUGGUCAAGCGAUCGAUGGAUAUCUACAAAAAAUCUAUUGAAAAAGUCAAAGAGGAUGAGAAACUCGAGGUCUUUACGAUCUACGUCAAGCGGACGGCGGAACUGCAUGGGAUCACUGCCUGUCGACCAGUUUACGAAGACGCUAUCAACAAGCUCAACGCUGAUGGAAGCCGGGAAAUGUGUAUCCGUUACGCUGAGCUCGAACGAAAACUCGGCGAAACGGACCGAGCGCGGGCUAUUUUCACCCAUGCUGCGAAUCUGUGUAAUCCAGACGUUCACAAGGACUUUUGGUCCAAAUGGGAAUCGUUCGAAACUGAGCACGGAAACGAAGAUACCAUUCGCGAAAUGCUCCGCGUCAAGCGCCAAGUCGCAGCUACUCAUAACACUCAGGUCAAUUACAUGGCCGCUGCUAUGCUUGCUCAAAAUGCUGAACCGACUGGUACAAUCGCCGAUCUCGCUCCUGAUGAGGAAGAUGACGGCGAUGGCGACAUGAGAAUGAUGGAACAGCAAGCAGCCCUGUUGCAUGCGAAGAAGGCGAAAGAAGUCGAGGGUGGAAACAUCCGCUUCGUCGCUUCAAGCACCAAUGCUCUGCUCAAGAAAGAUGCUCCUCCAGCCGAAGCUGUCGGAAACAAGGAUGAAAUCAACCUUGAUGAUGACGACGACGACGAUUCUGCAGGAGAAGAGCCAUCAAUGGACAUCAAGAAGCAGACCAUUCCUGCAGCUGUCUUCGGAAAACUUGCUGAGGACAACUGA
This is a messenger RNA of Oikopleura dioica, 2520 nucleotides long. Lineage: Eukaryota; Metazoa; Chordata; Appendicularia; Copelata; Oikopleuridae. The record is from the annotation of a GenBank genome assembly.